AUGAGUGGACAGGCGGCUAGUUAUUAUAAUCCUUCUCAAGGCUUUGAGGAGGCUCCUCAGCAGCCUCCUCAGCCUUACCAACAGCCCUUCUACAACCUACAGCAACAACAACAGCAGCAACAACAACAACAGCAGCAACAACAACAGCAGCAGCAGCAGCAGCAGUACGCGCCCUACCCCAACCAGGGCGUUGCUGAAUCAAAACCCCCCGAGAACCCGCCCACAUACAACCAAGCCGUCUACGGCUUCGACGAGGCAUUUAAAAUCGAGAAACCCAAGCUCAACGAUCUCUGGGCUGGUCUUUUGCUCAUAGCAGUCUUCCUCGGCUACGUCGCUAUAUCUGGUCUCACUAUUCACCGCUAUGCUAAAUACAAAGGCUUCAACGGUGGUGGUAUCUACGACGCCGGUAAUGAAGUCUCGCUCAACACGAACACACUAGUGCUAUUCAUAUUCGUUCUCUGUGUCGCGAUUGCGUUUUCUUGGGCUUAUUUUAUGGGCGCGCGAUUCUUUCCGAAAACCUUCAUCUGGGUGACUGGGAUUUUGAAUAUUGUUCUUGCGCUCGCGACGGGAAUUUACUAUAUCUGUCGCAAGCAGUAUGGCGGUGGAAUUGCGUUUCUGAUAUUCGGUAUAUUCGCUUUGGUUUGUUUCAUCAGCUGGAUACCCCGGAUCCCCUUUACGGCGUUCAUGUUGCAAACGAGCAUGGAUGUCACGAGGAAAUACGGACAUGUGUUUGUUGUGAGCGCAAUUGGCGGAAUCGUGGCCGUCGCCUUUGCAGCCUGGUUCUCCGUCACCCUAGUUGCGAUUUACGUCGCCUAUGAGCCGACAAGCAGCAGCAGCGGUCGCGCGGGCGCAGUCGACGGUCUCUCAGACACUAGCACCGUGAGCAAUCCCUCCUGCAGCAACGGCGGCUGCAGUCGUGCACGGGUCAUCGGGUUGGUCGUGUACGUGACUUUCGCAAUGUACUGGUUCAGCGAGUGGAUUAAGAAUACUGUGCACACAACCAUCGCUGGUAUCUACGGCUCGUGGUACUACUUUUGCGGCGAGGGCCCAGGCGGACAGGGAGGCAAGAACAUGCCCAAGGGGUCGACGCGGGGUGCGUUCAAGCGCGCAACAACCUACUCUUUCGGCAGCAUCAGCUUAGGAAGUUUGUUCAUUGCGAUUAUCAACAUGAUGCGGCAGGCAUGUUCUAUUGCGCAGCGGCAUGAGGCCGCAGAGGGGAAUAUCGUUGGCUGCGUGUUUGCCUGGAUCCUAGGAUCCUGCAUAAGCCUCCUCGACUGGCUCGUCACUUUAUUCAACCGCUACGCCUUCUGCCACAUCGCGCUCUGGGGCAAAGCCUACAUCCCCGCUGCAAAGGAUACAUGGGCGAUGAUGCGCGAUCGCGGCGUCGACGCCCUCGUCAACGACUGCCUCAUGGGCCCCGUACUUACAAUGGGAAGCGUGGGUGUGUCGUACAUUUGCGCGUUACUGGCAUACUUGUACCUCCAGUUUACGAAUCCCGGGUAUAACGCGGACGGCAAUUUCACGGCGGUGAUUAUGGCAUUUGCGUUUGUGAUUGGGUUGCAGGUUGCGCAGAUUCUCCUGACACCGGUGGGAUCUGGCAUUGAGACGAUUUUUGCGGCUAUGGCGUGGGAUCCGGAGGUUAUGAUGCGGGAGCAUCCAGGGUUGUAUCAGGAGUUGGUGAAGGUCUAUCCGAGGGUGCAGCAGGCUAUUCAUGCUUAG
This is a messenger RNA of Aspergillus chevalieri, 1719 nucleotides long. It is a transcript of the gene PNS1, whose product is annotated as choline transporter-like family protein. Gene Ontology annotation, molecular function: transmembrane transporter activity. The coding region runs from base 1 to 1719 and encodes 572 amino acids. The record is from RefSeq and is a predicted model, not a curated record. Lineage: Eukaryota; Fungi; Ascomycota; Eurotiomycetes; Eurotiales; Aspergillaceae. The transcript has 2 exons. Gene Ontology annotation, cellular component: plasma membrane. Gene Ontology annotation, biological process: transmembrane transport.